AUGGCCCCUGACAUAGCAGACAUGACCGGAGAGGAACCCCUGGGCCCAUGGGUGUCCAGCCCCGUGGGGGAGAUCAAGUUAAUGCCUGAGCUCGGGCUGGAGGAGAAACCCAACUGCUUCAAGCAAGAUGUCAAGCACUAUCACACAGACAAGCCCUCUGACGAAUGUGAAGCAAUCACUGACAGUGAAGAGCCGUUCUGUAGGAUCUGCCAUGAAGGCAGGACCUCUGGGGAGCUGCUGUCUCCCUGUGAGUGCUCAGGCAGCCUGGCCAUGGUGCACCAGGCCUGCCUGGAGCACUGGCUCACCGCCUCCAACAGCAGCCACUGUGAACUCUGCCACCACCACUUUGCACUGGAGCGCCUGCCAAAACCUCUUACUGAGUGGUUGCGUUCUCCAUCCAUGCAGCAGCAGAGGAGGACACUGUGUGGCGAUGCACUGUGUUUCCUGUUCAUCACACCACUGGCCAGCCUGUCAGGAUGGCUGUGUGUUCAAGGAGCCAUGGAUCUCUAUUUCACCAAUGGCAUGGAGGCUCUGGGGCUCCUGGUCCUCACACUUGCACUCUUUACCAUAUACAUCUUUUGGACAGUGGUAUCUGUUCGCUACCACAUGCAUUUGUUCAAGACAUGGAAGAAGAGCGACCAGCGAGUGCGACUGCAGAUUCCCUUGCCUUCCCACGCGACACGUACUCAACAGACCCCGUCCAUAAACACCCUCGGCAAAGACACAAAGAAAGAGACUAUGGUGUAAACUGCAGUUAACAAUGCUGCAUGUACCUCAAGAAUAAGCAGAGAGGGGAAAGCAACUCAAUCCAACCCUGACGAGCUGGAGGACUGAGACCAGGGGUUCUGUCCAUCCAAUUAAGUUGGAUUUAUUUGUCGAUUUUCUGAGACACACCUGUUAUCCACAACAUUAAGCGCACCUGAUAUUAUGAAGAGCCCCAUCAUGACACCAAAACAGCUGUCUCCUAUUGGGACACAAAUACAGAACCUCCGGGGGUGUCCUGGUGUUUGGCACUGGGCCGUUGGAGGUGGAUUGCUUCGGUCCUGUUGGUUGAGGGGUGGGGCCCUCCAUGAAUCCAAAUUCCAGGGCGUCCUAGGGAUCACAAAAGUCUACAGCAAUGUAAGCAGCUCUGUGAGGCUCUGUUUUGGUGAGUUUU
Messenger RNA from Scatophagus argus, 1156 nucleotides. RefSeq lists its product as uncharacterized. Gene Ontology annotation, molecular function: zinc ion binding; ubiquitin-protein transferase activity. Bases 1 to 747 code for a protein of 248 amino acids. NCBI's taxonomy places the organism in Eukaryota, Metazoa, Chordata, Actinopteri, Scatophagidae. Gene Ontology annotation, biological process: protein ubiquitination. The transcript has 4 exons. The record is from RefSeq and is a predicted model, not a curated record.